Rubroshorea leprosula is the source of this 1834-nucleotide messenger RNA. The record is from the annotation of a GenBank genome assembly. NCBI's taxonomy places the organism in Eukaryota, Viridiplantae, Streptophyta, Magnoliopsida, Malvales, Dipterocarpaceae.
AGGGAAAGCGAAAGCAGCCAUCUCGGUGGUUUCCAUCAUUCUAGUGGUCGGAGUUGUCAUUGGUGUGGUUGCCGUCGUCCACCGCAAUGGCAGCAACAACACUGAAAAAUUGUCCCCACAAAUGAAGGCCGUGACUGAUUUCUGCGCCUCUAGUAGUUAUCAAGAAAUUUGUCAAAAAACACUCAGCUCCGUUAAUAGUACUGAUCCCAAAGCUUUCAUUGUCAAGGCUAUAAUGGCCUCCCAGGAUGCGGUUGUGAAGUUCUUCAACUAUUCCGACUCAUUGAUCGUGAAAGCUAACAACAAUUCUCGUACUAAGAUGGCCUUGGAGGACUGUAAAGAUUUGAUGAACUUGGCCCAACAGUCACUCCAAGCAUCAAUAUCGGAUGUUGGUGAUGCUCAGUUGCAUACAUUCAGUGAUCGGAUUGAUGACCUUAGGACAUGGCUGAGUGCUGUUAUUUCUUACCAACAAUCCUGCCUGGAUGGUUUUGCUGAGGACGAAGCGACCCAGGACACGAUGACAAAGGGAAUUGUCGACGCCGACCAAAUCACCACCAAUGCUCUUGAUAUUAUAACAAAAUUAGCUGAUAUUCUGGCCAAGUUUGGUCUCCAGUUUAAUGUCCCCACCUCUCGAAAACUUCUUUCCAAUGAAUAUCCUGAAUGGUUUGCCGCCGCCGAUCGUAAGCUUUUGGCUCGGGUGGACAAUGGCAAUAUUAAACCAAAUGCGGUCGUGGCACAAGAUGGCAGUGGCCAGUUCAAGACCAUUGCUGCAGCCCUUGCUGCUUACCCCAAGGGCUUCCAGGGCCGAUAUAUCAUCUAUGUUAAGGCUGGUAUUUACAAAGAGUACAUCAUGGUUGAUUCUAAAAUGACUAAUGUGCUCAUGUACGGUGAUGGCUCUAGGAAGACCAUUGUCACUGGUCGCAAGAACUUUGUUGAUGGAGUCCAAACCAUGCAAACUGCCACAUUCUCUGCUAUUGGAGACGGGUUCAUUGCCAAGAACAUGGGAUUCCAAAACACUGCUGGUGCUCAAGGACACCAGGCUGUGGCUUUCCGAUCCUCAUCCGACAAGUCAGCUUUCUUCAAUUGCAGGUUUGAUGGGUACCAAGACACCUUGUAUGCGCAUGCCAACCGUCAGUUCUAUAGAAAUUGUGUCAUAUCUGGUACCAUUGACUUCAUCUUCGGCGACGCCCCAACCGUUAUCCAAAACUCGUUGAUCAUAGUCAGGAGGCCAAUGGAUAACCAGCAGAACACUGUUACUGCACAUGGGAAAAAAAAGGCCAAUGAGAACACUGGUAUAGUUAUUCAUAACUGCAGGAUUGUCCCUGAGGAGAAACUGUUCGUCGACAGGUUCAAGAUCCGAACAUACCUGGGCAGGCCCUGGAAGGAAUACUCCACAACUGUUGUAAUGGAAUCAACUUUGGGAGAUUUUAUCCAACCUGACGGAUGGAUGCCUUGGCAAGGAACCUUCGCUCUUGACACUUGUUACUAUGCUGAGUACAACAACCGUGGCCCUGGAGCUAAUACCUCCAAGAGGGUUAAUUGGAAAGGGUACCAUGUGAUUGAUAGGCCAACGGCAAUGAGAUUCACGGUUCAGACAUUCCUUAAUUCUCGUGAAAAUUGGCUUCAAGCCACUGGAAUUCCAAAUAUAGCCGGGUUGAAAUACUAAGAUGAGUUGAGGGGCUGAGGAGAUUCACUGAGAAAAGGAAUCACUAGCGGAUAAGAGAACAUACAGGGGAUUAAUUGUUUGUUUGCUCUAGUCUAGCUAGCAACUUCUUAGGGCUAUACAAGCCUCUCUUUUUUCGACUGCUAUAUUGUUAAAUAAAAAUAUGCUUGAUUC